AUGGAAAGCAUGGAGACGCGUCUGCGAGCCGCAUGGUGUCAAGUCUUGGACAUGGAGGAGGAUGAGCUUGAUAGCGACAGCCACUUCUUCCAACAAGGUGGCGACUCCGUAGCAGCCAUGCGCCUCAUCGGCAUCGCAGAAGGCUAUAAAAUCCAACUCGACAACGGCACCAUCUACGAUUUUCCAAUGCUGAAGAACAUGGCAUCAAACAGCCAAGAGAUCAGCGUAACGUCGGAAACCAGCGCCCCUAAGGCUAUCAUAGAAAGUCUUGAUGAGGACCUAGUCCAAGCCUGUGCAGAAGCCUGCAAGAUCAAUUCGCAGGUAAUUGAAGACAUCUUUCCAGCUAUCGAGAUCCAAAACAUAAUCCAACAAUGGCACAUGAAGCAUGGAAGUGCCAUGCUGCAAUAUGUGUUCCAAAUCCACGGGCCGGCCAGCAAAGAUCUCAUACGCGAGGUGUUCGAUGUAAUACGACAAAAGAAUCAAAUCCUACGGACACGGUUAGUGCAGCACAAAGGUGCGCUUUAUCAAGUCGUCGUUAAGGACAAUGCAGAAUGGUACGAAGGCACAAAUCUAUCCGAGUACCGGAACAGUGUUUUCUCCCAGGACGGGUGGGUACUAUACGGCGAUCCGCUGUUCCGAUAUGCUUUCAUAGAAGAAGGCCGUGAUCUCUACUUUGCAUACACGUCCCACCACAGCGGCUAUGAUGGAUGGACAAACCAUCUCGUAUUUGACGCCUUGGAAGAAGGACUGCGCGACCUCGAAGUCUUACGGCAGAAGCCAGUGCGAGCCCAAUUCAAGCAAUUUGGCGAAUGGCUCCAACGCCAUUCCACAGCUAAAGACGAUGUUACAACGUCCAUGGCGUAUUGGAAAUCAUACCUUGGUGGGUUCCAGGGCUUCGGGGAUCAGUUCCACGUCGCUUCCGGUUACACGCCAUACGAGACGACACGUCUCACGAAGAUCAUGCCCGUGAGAAGACGAGGAUCUGCAUUUGCUCUGUCGACAAUGGCCCAUGCGGCUUGGGCAAUCUCCCUUGCGAAUGUGUAUCGGCAUAAUGAUAUCCUCUUCAUGUCAGUCGCGUCAGGGCGUCGGAUGCCGCGCGACAACCCUUUACCUGGAGUCGAAUCGAUCAUGGGGCCACUCGUGGCUGGGACGUAUCUCCGUCCCCGGCUCCGUGCUGAUCAGGCAAUCGAGGACCUACUGCGAGACACGCAGGACCACAUGUUAUCGACGAUUCCAUACCAGCGCGAAAGCCGCAGAGUCAUAGCGGAGAUUUUGGGUCCGCGGGCUAUCUGUCUGUCAGCCUUAAACUGGCAUCCUAUGGGUAACGAUAUGCCGGCACGCGUCAUUGACUUUGAGAAUCCCGAUGGAUCUAUAACGCGACUCGAAGGACGGCGCGAUCUGCACACCCCCUUCACCAUUCCAAUCACGCUGGUCAUUGAUGUCUGGGAGCAUCAUGACCAUCUCAGGAUAAUUGCCAAGUGGGACGAGAAGCUCUACGACAACGACCGUGUGGCCUUGAUGCUGGAUCAGCUGGCGGAGAACCUCGGUAGAAUUGCCGCAUCCAAAGUUCAACGUGUGGGGGAUCUCUGGACGAUGCGGGGUUUGUCGGGCAACGGGCCGGCAGAUGAUCGGGGGCUCGAUGACAGAGACAGGUCUGUCCCGGCCCAAGAAGCCCUAGUCGACAGCUCUCCGCCCGGGACAGAAGUUGGAGACACGCUUGGCACAGGGGCCAAAGGAGAUUCAGCCACCUUCACUCCUGGAACCACCGGUCAAGGCAUCUCAGUCGAACACCCCUCCAACGACAACGCAAGUCCCAAAGUCGCGACACCAAUCCUCGAUAUCCCUCACUCCGACUCAACCACCAACGUCUCCAUCAUCAACGGGGAGUAA
Letharia columbiana is the source of this 1890-nucleotide messenger RNA. RefSeq lists its product as uncharacterized. The record is from RefSeq and is a predicted model, not a curated record. The coding region runs from base 1 to 1890 and encodes 629 amino acids. Gene Ontology annotation, molecular function: phosphopantetheine binding; catalytic activity. Gene Ontology annotation, cellular component: cytoplasm. NCBI's taxonomy places the organism in Eukaryota, Fungi, Ascomycota, Lecanoromycetes, Lecanorales, Parmeliaceae. Gene Ontology annotation, biological process: secondary metabolite biosynthetic process; amino acid activation for nonribosomal peptide biosynthetic process. The transcript has a single exon.